AUGAUAGCCACUGAAAAUGGAGGUUGGGUCAAAGGACAAGGACAAGGCACACCUACUGGAACGGGGACGGGAACAGGCACCACCAUGUCAACAGUGUCUCAAACUCGAAGUCCAAUCAACGCUCCAUCACCAACAUCUGGUGCAACAAAUCCUUAUUUGGAUGGAAGCCUUGGUGCUAUGAUCGGUAUUGCAGCUUUUUUGAUGGCUUGGGCUUAA
Dentiscutata erythropus is the source of this 216-nucleotide messenger RNA. The record is from the annotation of a GenBank genome assembly. Lineage: Eukaryota; Fungi; Glomeromycota; Glomeromycetes; Diversisporales; Gigasporaceae.